This is a messenger RNA of Trypanosoma grayi, 2313 nucleotides long. RefSeq lists its product as hypothetical. NCBI's taxonomy places the organism in Eukaryota, Euglenozoa, Kinetoplastea, Trypanosomatida, Trypanosomatidae. Bases 1 to 2313 code for a protein of 770 amino acids. The record is from RefSeq and is a predicted model, not a curated record. The transcript has a single exon.
AUGUUCGGCUACAGUGGUAGUAGAUUGCCCGAUGAUAGAGAUAUGUAUUACAACUGUGCAAGCGGGGACAACGAAUUUUCUUUUUUGGAGAAUCGGCCGAGGCGUAUCCACGACGAAUUGCAACACUCUAGCACUAGAACACAGUGGAUACGUAAGAGGGCAACAUCGCUGGUCGUCGCAGCAUGUGGGGCCAGUGGUUACGCACAGCUAUCACGGGGCCAUUCGCUGAGCAGUCUUCCCAUACGCGAUAAAAGGGCUUUCCAGACUGAAGGAUCUAGCCUCAGCAGCGAAGUUAGUAGCAGCAACUGCAGUAGUGCACAGAGCAGAAAUUGUCGUUUCGGUGUAGAACAGCAGGGUCAGCAUCGGAAAGAUGAAGAAGCAAGACGGGCUCUAUCGCAUGAAAGAAGGAACAACACCGUCACGUCGCUUUCGGCAUCACAAGUAUUUUCAGAGAAGUUGGGCACUUCUUCUGCUUCUUCUAAAGAAACUGCAUUGCCAGUGGAAAGGGAAGAUGUGGCGAGCCUCCGGGCGCCUGAUGUAAACCGUGAAUUUCCCCUUGAUAAGCCUACAAAUUCGGUGACGAUGCCACUGGAAGCGAAUGACUUCCCGGCAACAGAGGAGGGUGGCAUUAGCACUCGGCGCAUUGCGUCUCUCUCUACACUCUCUGAGUUGACCUGUAUGGGUUACACGGCAUUCGAAAUACCCUGCUUCCCUCAUUCGGAUGUGACACAGUCGCUGGACUCCGUGCCGGGUGCGUCAUUGGAGCAUGGGAAGCGGAUUCGAAUGGUGGCAGGGGACAACUCUCCGAUGCGGUGGAACAAUAAUAACAGGGAAAUAGGGCCACUCUUUAUGCAACUUCCACCGCUCUCAGAUCUUAAUGGUCAUGAUGCUGGUGGUAAUGGUAAUGGUAAUGGAGUUAAAGAAAAUAGAGUAAACCCCCAUUUACGGAGCACGCGCCGUCUCGUUGGGAUGUUUAUUCUCUUCGCCCUCGUGCUACCGUUCAUCCUACAGGAAGCGUUUGUAAUGACGAACCACUAUGCCUUAUCCAGCCCCAAACUUUGCUCCUCAAUGUCGUGUCUUUGCACUGUGAAGGAGAGAUUCGCCUUUAUUUUCACCUACGGUUUGCACGUUUAUAUUCCUUUUUCCUUGUUCACACCUAUGCUCUUCUUCCUCGCGUACGACGCGGUGGAAAGGCACGCGCAGAGUACGCAGCUUCAGCUUCGCAUGGCUCGAUACGCCGUGUCGGACGAAGUCAUCGACCCCACAUGCGGUGGUGUGUCCCUCUCUGUGUGUGUAUCGCCUCAGUUGGGCGAGGUGGGUACAGUGCAACAAGGAGAAAGUGUUGAACCACGUCUUUUGCAGUGGGACUUGCCACCGUGCAGUAGAUUAUUCUUCCGCAAACGCAUAUUCUGGGUUGUUGUCGUGUCGCGUUUUGUAUUUCUUGCCCUAAUUGAUACGCAACUUCCUCAUUUGGAGAAGGUCCCUGAAGCGUGUUGGGGCCUGUUGCGUGGGGUAGCCCUAGGCACACCACUCAUCGCUUACUCUAUGUACAAGGCCCGCGUAUUCCUCACGGCACCAUACAUUCUUCUAGACGCCCUUCCAUUUUUGUUUAGGCUCGUGCUUGGGAAAUAUCGCACCGAUUCGCAUUUGUGGGAUAUGGUGGGGCCGACUCUGAUUAUUCUGUUUGAGCGAAGCUUCUGGUACCUCUCGGCAUACGCCAUGCCAGCAAGCACACCGGUUGGAAUUAAGACGGCGGUAAGUAGUUCUUUUGCCGCGAUGUAUUUCUUGAUGAUUCUUGUCCUUGCACUGUUUGUGGACAGUGAACGACAUUUUUAUGUUGUGAUCGUCAUAGCAAUCGAGGUCUUGGUGUGUGAGCUUCUUUUUAGCACCGUUCUAGUGCGGGUCAUCGCGUGGCGAGCGUACGCGCUUUUGAUGCACAGCCUGUUUCGGCGAAAGAUUCAGUUGACACCGUUGCGGGCUUCAGGUUCAACAAAUAUCUCUACGCAAGUACGAUGGGUGGCCGUGCCACCUGCUGUCUGCGCCAUUUUGCCCCUGUUUCAGUACGCGCAAUGGCAUCGAGCAGUGCCGCGCAGCGAUUGUCGCGGCAGGCUGAAGGAUGGAAUCCUCCUGUGCCCUACGGCAUUCCUUCUCAUUAUUGGAGUCAUCAUCACGGCAUGUGUCAUUACGAUCGUGAUUCGGUGGAAGAACCAGAGACUCCGUCCGCCACUCAUUCUCCAGGAUUGCGGUAUGUUGUUUCUUUGGGGUUGGUACGUCUUCUGUUCGGUGCCGUUGAUCCUUUCGGCGGUGCUGUGA